AAAUUUACAACGGCCCUCGCAACAGCACUCAACUCCGUCGUCGUCAAUCCACGUAGUCGAACCAGCCGUCAAAAUGAGCGCCCAGGCCCUUAACAAGAUCGCUCCCAACAGCCCCUCGAGGCAGAACCCUUCCGAGCUCGAGACGAGCAUCGCUCAGGCUCUCUUCGACCUCGAGUCCAACACCUCCGAUCUCAAGGUCGCCCUCCGACCUCUCCAGAUCGUCUCUGCUCGUGAGAUCGAGGUUGGCCACGGCAAGAAGGCUAUUGUCAUCUUUGUCCCCGUCCCUUCCCUGCAGGGCUUCCACCGCGUCCAGCAGCGCCUCACCCGUGAGCUCGAGAAGAAGUUCUCUGACCGCCACGUCCUGAUCCUCGCUUCUCGCCGCAUCUUGCCCCGCCCCAAGCGAUCUGCCCGCUCUCGCAACAACCAGAAGCAGAAGCGACCCCGUUCGCGAACUCUCACCGCCGUCCACGACGCCAUCCUCGAGGACCUUACCUUCCCCGUCGAGAUCGUCGGCAAGCGCGUCCGCACCAAGGAGGACGGCUCCAAGCUCCUCAAGGUCAUCCUUGACGAGAAGGAGCGUGGUGGUGUUGACUACCGCCUCGACACCUACUCUGAGGUCUACCGUCGCUUGACAGGCCGCAACGUCAACUUCGAGUUCCCCCAGAGCGGUCCCGCUGACUACUAAGUCGGUGCGUCUACUUCAGAGAUGAACUAGUAGUACGAGGAAAAAAAUACAUGUCUUCACAUCAAUCCAAGGGCUGGGAGUGCUAUUCUUUAAACAUGGUUGGUUUGGUCACAAAAGGGGCUUGGCGUCUUUAAAGAAAGUAGCUUGAUAAAUGGUACAAGCUGCGUAUGAUUUGACAAGACAACCUAAACACUUCUUCGGUCCA
This is a messenger RNA of Fusarium graminearum PH-1, 890 nucleotides long. Its product is annotated as 40S ribosomal protein S7. Lineage: Eukaryota; Fungi; Ascomycota; Sordariomycetes; Hypocreales; Nectriaceae. Gene Ontology annotation, molecular function: structural constituent of ribosome. The record is from RefSeq and is a predicted model, not a curated record. Gene Ontology annotation, biological process: translation; rRNA processing; ribosomal small subunit biogenesis. Bases 74 to 685 code for a protein of 203 amino acids. The transcript has 3 exons. Gene Ontology annotation, cellular component: 90S preribosome; small-subunit processome; cytosolic small ribosomal subunit.